Molecule: messenger RNA, 321 nt
Organism: Dictyostelium purpureum
Lineage: Eukaryota; Evosea; Eumycetozoa; Dictyosteliales; Dictyosteliaceae
Exons: 3
Coding region: 1-321 (106 amino acids)
Source: RefSeq, a predicted model, not a curated record
AUGUUACCAAAAUAUAAAAUAAGUAAACCUUUUAAUUAUAGAAAUGAUUGUAUGUAUGCAAACGAAGAACCACUAUCUUUUUGGAAUGACUUGGCUAAAAAAGUUCAUUGUCUAAGUACACUUCAUCCACCCAUCCACAGUUCAUUGAUGGAGCAUCAAUUGAAGAAUAUGAUGAAGUACUUGGUCAAUGGGUUACAAUCAAGUGAUUUAGCAUUCAAAGACAAAGAUGGAUAUUUUAAUAUAGCUUCAAGAUCUGAUGAUACUAUUAUUGUAUCAACAUUCAAAUAUAAAGGCUUAUGCAAAAAUAAAGAAAUCAUUUAA